Microplitis mediator is the source of this 1329-nucleotide messenger RNA. RefSeq names its product putative ankyrin repeat protein RF_0381. The transcript has a single exon. Gene Ontology annotation, molecular function: protein binding. NCBI's taxonomy places the organism in Eukaryota, Metazoa, Arthropoda, Insecta, Hymenoptera, Braconidae. The record is from RefSeq and is a predicted model, not a curated record. Bases 1 to 1329 code for a protein of 442 amino acids.
AUGGAUGAUUUGCAAAAAUAUUACGACAUGUUAAAUUCAAUAAAAAAAGGAGACACGCAGAAAGUAAAAGACAUGAUAGAGGAAUUUGGUUUAUCAUUCUCUCCAUUGUGGGAUGAUGGGUAUCGACUACUUACUACUGCCAUUCAAAAAAAUAAAGUAGAAAUAGUCGCAUAUUUAUUGCGGAAAAAUGCAAAAGUUUACAGCGAUCGUGAUUUCCUGUCACCUCUUCAGAUAGCCGCCAUGAAAAACAACACGAAAAUUUUCAAAAUGCUUCUGAAACACGGGGCUAAAAUAAGUAACGACAAUAUUCAUAAUAAUAAAUCACCAAUUGAGUUGGCAGUUGAGCACAACAAUAUUAAGAUCGCAAGACUUAUCGUUGAUCACAAAAAUUUUGGAUUAAAAUGUGAUCGGUCGUUACUGCAUAUGGCAAUCAAGAAAAACAACUUGACAAUGGUCUUAUUAUUAUUAAACAUUGGUGCGGAUGUCAAUGAAUAUGAUGACGACGGAUUCGCGCCAAUCCAUCACGCAAUAAUGGAAAACAACAAUGAUAUUUUGGAAUCACUGAUAGAUUAUGGAGCAGAUAUUAAUGCUAAAAAUAAAUAUGGAGAUACUCCAGUUUCAAUGUAUCUAUUCCAUUCGUAUGAAGGAACGUAUAUAAAGCCGAAUAGUCAAGGAUUGGAUUUAGAAGAAUUCGUUCGAAAGGGCACAAGUACAUUGGAUAUUCUCCUAGAUAAUGAUGCAGACAUAAAUGAUCUUGAUAUCCGUGAAUAUUUUUCACGCUCUACUGAUAUUUCUGCCGUGACUUUUUAUGAUGAUGGUAGUGUUGACCGUGCUAGUAUGGAAGACAAAGAAAUCAUUAUUAAACAGAUUGUAAAAUUAAAAAGUCGAAAUGCACCUCUUUCUUAUAACAGUAAUAUAUUAUUGUCUUCUUUUCUUGAAGAAAAACCGUUGGAUGAUUAUAAAAAAAUGUGUGAGCUAGAAAUUUCGAAAAUUAUCACGGAAAAAAUACCAAACUCGGAGAUUUCGCUUCAUGAUAUUUUGAGUAAAAAUUAUAACGUUUUAGCUACGUAUGCAAAAAAUAAAAAUCAUGAGACGUUCAUACGUUCUAGUGAUAUUUCAGAUCGAUAUCGGGUUUAUGGAUCGGCUAUAGAACAUCGCUUUUUGAAAGGAUUAGAAAGGAAAAAUUUGUUGGAAAUGAGUACGGAAAUUUUUCAAUAUCUUUUUCCCGUUGCGUCUAAAUUGUUGUCUGAUGCCGUCGAUGAUGUAUUUAAAUGUUUAGAUAUUAAGGAUUUAAGACAUUUUCUGCGCGUAUUCGAGCAAGAUAAUUAA